Molecule: messenger RNA, 122 nt
Organism: Scutellospora calospora
Lineage: Eukaryota; Fungi; Glomeromycota; Glomeromycetes; Diversisporales; Gigasporaceae
Source: the annotation of a GenBank genome assembly
AAAGAGAAAUAUUUUUUUACAGAAAUUAAUCGGUUAAAUAGUAAAGUGGAUUAUUUAAAUACUGAAAGUGAAUUACUUGUUAAAGAAGUUAAUUCUUUGACUGAGUGGGCUUUUACUAAACU